AAUCCAAAAUCACGCUGUCAGUUUAUCCAAGUUAUCCUUCACUCUUUGUAGGAAUUGUGUCGUGUUGUUAACGAGUAAAUCACGUUCUUUGGGCUAUCUGUUGCGCCUGUGUCCUUCCUGAGAACCCGGAUGUGUCUGUUUCCUCAUUUGCUCAGGGCUUGUCCAGCUCCUUCUGUGUCCCCACUAUGGCGGCCAUCAACCCAUGGGCUUCCUGGGGUACCUUUACAGAGCAGAGCUGGGGCAUGGCAGCUGCUGACCCGUGGGCCUCCUGGGCGCUGUGUCCGCAGGACUCCGCCUGGCCUAUGGAGGGGAGCCAUGGGGAGGAGCGGAUGGCUGCCAGGCUCCCAGCAGCCCCUGUCCAGGAACCAGUAACCUUCAAGGAUGUGGCGGUGGACUUCACUCAAGAAGAGUGGGGGCAGUUGGACCUUGUGCAGAGGACUUUGUACCGCGACGUGAUGCUGGAGACCUAUGGCCAUCUGCUAUCUGUGGGAAGCCAGAUCACCAAGCCCGAGGUCAUCUCACUGUUGGAACAAGGAGAGGAGCCCUGGUGCGUGGAACAUGCACACUCUCAAAGCGCUUGUCCAGAAUGGAUGAAAAUUCUUGAAAGCAAAGCAUUGAUCCCAAAACAAAGCAUAUUUGAGGAGGAAAAAUCCCAUGGCGUGAGGUUGGAAAGAUACAUAUGGGAAGAUCCUUGGUUCUCGAGGGUAGAAGUUUUAGGGUGUAAAGACCAAUUAGAAAUGUACCACAUGAAUCAAAGUACAGCUAUGAGGCAAAUGUUCUUCAUGCAAAAGCAAGUAUACUCUCAGAGAGGCUCUGAGUUCUGUGAACUUGGGACAGAAGAUAGCCAGAGCUUUAACUUAGUUCCUUCACAGAGAGUUUCUCAAGUAGAACAUUUCUCUAAGCCUGAAAUGCAGGCUGAAGGCUGGAAAUGUAACUCAGCCGUAAUGUAUACAGACAAAAUUACCUGUGAAAACAACUAUGACAAAGCUUUCUACCAGUCCAUUCAACCCAUUCACCCUACAAGAAUGCAAGCUGCAGAUAAUCUUUUCAAAUAUACUGAUGCUGUUAAAUCUUUCAAUCAUAUAAUACGUUUUGGUGAUCAUAAAGGGAUGCACACAGGAGAAAAUCUCUAUGAAUAUAAGGAAUGCCAUCAAAUCUUUAACCAGAGUCCACCAUUUAAUGAACAUCCAAGAUUUCAUAUUGAAGAAAACCAGUAUGAUUACAAAGAGUAUGAGAAUAUCUUUUACUUUUCAUCUUUCAUGGAACAUCAGAAAAUCAGUACUGUAGAAAAAGCAUAUACAUACAAUGAGUGGGAAAAAGUCUUUGGGUACGACUCAUUCGUUACUCAACAUGGGAGCACUUACACUUCCGAGAAGCCCUAUGAAUACAAUGAGUGUGGGACAUCUUUCAUCUGGAGCUCUUACCUUAUUCAACACAAGAAAACUCAUACUGGAGAGAAACCCUAUGAAUGUGAUAAAUGUGCGAAGGUUUUUAGGAACCGUUCAGCUCUUACUAAACAUGAGCGGACUCACACUGGAAUAAAACCCUAUGAAUGUAACAAAUGCGGAAAAGCCUUCAGCUGGAAUUCUCAUCUUAUUGUACACAAGAGAAUUCAUACAGGAGAAAAACCAUAUGUAUGUAAUGAGUGUGGGAAAUCUUUCAAUUGGAAUUCCCAUCUUAUUGGACAUCAGAGAACUCAUACUGGAGAGAAACCUUUUGAGUGUACUGAAUGUGGGAAGUCUUUCAGCUGGAGCUCUCAUCUCAUUGCCCAUAUGAGGAUGCAUACUGGAGAGAAGCCCUUCAAAUGUGAUGAAUGUGAAAAAGCCUUCAGGGAUUACUCAGCUCUUAGUAAACAUGAAAGAACUCACUCUGGGGCAAAACCCUAUAAGUGCACAGAAUGUGGCAAAUCAUUCAGCUGGAGCUCUCAUCUUAUUGCCCAUCAGAGAACUCACACAGGAGAAAAACCGUAUAACUGUCAGGAAUGUGGCAAAGCAUUUAGAGAACGCUCGGCCCUUACUAAACAUGAAAUCAUUCAUUCUGGAAUUAAACCCUAUGAAUGUAAUAAAUGUGGAAAAUCUUGCAGCCAGAUGGCUCACCUUGUUAGGCAUCAAAGAACUCAUACUGGAGAAAAACCCUAUGAAUGCAACAAGUGUGGGAAGUCCUUCAGUCAGAGCUGCCACCUUGUUGCUCACCGUAGAAUUCACACGGGUGAGAAGCCCUAUAAGUGUAAUCAGUGUGAAAGAUCCUUUAACUGUAGCUCUCACCUUAUUGCGCACCGGAGAACUCAUACUGGUGAGAAACCAUACAGGUGUAAUGAAUGUGGGAAAGCGUUUAAUGAGAGUUCUUCCUUAAUUGUACACUUGAGAAACCAUACUGGAGAGAAGCCCUACAAAUGUAAUCAUUGUGAGAAAGCCUUCUGUAAGAAUUCUUCCCUCAUUAUUCACCAGAGAAUGCAUAGUGGAGAGAAACGCUUUAUAUGCAGUGAAUGUGGCAAAUCCUUUAGUGGCCACUCAGCCCUACUUCAGCACCAGAGAAAUCACAGCGAAGAAAAGUUGAGUUGAAAAGUUUUUCCUUUACUGUACAUUUGAUAACACAUUGGGGGAAAAAACUUGUAAGUAUAAUGAAGCAAGGAAAUUUUUCACAGAGUUUAGUAAGACUUGUUCCCAUAUUUGGUAGAAAAUAUCUUAGAAGAAACUUUAUGAAUGAAAAGAAUGAGAAGUGCUUGCUUCAGCAGCACAUAUACUAAAAUUGGAAA
Ochotona princeps (American pika) is the source of this 2755-nucleotide messenger RNA. RefSeq names its product zinc finger protein 606 (gene ZNF606). Gene Ontology annotation, cellular component: nucleus. Gene Ontology annotation, molecular function: DNA-binding transcription repressor activity, RNA polymerase II-specific; RNA polymerase II transcription regulatory region sequence-specific DNA binding. The transcript has 6 exons. Gene Ontology annotation, biological process: negative regulation of transcription by RNA polymerase II. Lineage: Eukaryota; Metazoa; Chordata; Mammalia; Lagomorpha; Ochotonidae. The record is from RefSeq and is a predicted model, not a curated record. Bases 186 to 2561 code for a protein of 791 amino acids.